Messenger RNA from Lecanosticta acicola, 2325 nucleotides. NCBI's taxonomy places the organism in Eukaryota, Fungi, Ascomycota, Dothideomycetes, Mycosphaerellales, Mycosphaerellaceae. The record is from the annotation of a GenBank genome assembly.
AUGAAGCUCAGCAAUCAAGGCACGGUGCCGGUCUACACGAUUGCCGGUGCAUCUACCGCGCGACCCCUCCCAGAAUGGCUGGCGCGCAAAAGGAAGCGAAGUCUGAAGAGGGACGCUGAGUACGCGAACAGAGUCGAAUUACUGCAGGACUUCGAGUUUGAGGAAGCCAGUCAGUGUGUAAGAGUAAGCGAAGAUGGGGAGUGGGUGAUGAGUACAGGUAAGCAUUCGAUCCGCGUGUGAAGGGCGACUUUAGCGCUGAUAGCUGACAGAUGGAUUAAUGCAGGCACAUACAAACCGCAAAUACAUGUUCACUACCUCCCACAUCUGUCGCUCUCAUUCGCUCGACAUACCAACUCGCUUAACCAAAAAUUUGUGAUCCUCUCAUCAGACUAUACGAAGUCGUUACAUCUACAAACAGAUCGGUUCCUCGAGUUUCAUACAGCUGGUGGCUUGCAUUACACGACACGAAUACCGCGGUAUGGAAGAGAUUUGAAGUACAAUCGAAGGACAGCGGAGGCGCUUGUACCGGCGGUGGGCGUAAAUGGAGAUGGUAAUGGAGAGGUAUUCAGACUCAAUCUGGAGCUGGGGCGAUUCAUGAAGGGUUAUGAGGUGGAUGUCGGCGGCGAUGAUCUGGACUCGUUCGGCGGUGGCGCAUUACAAGGCGGGAUCAAUGCUGGUUCGGUCAACUGUGUCGCCAUAGCGGAGGAGAGCCAUGGCCUGCUUGCAUUCGGCACAUCGUUAGGGACAGUAGAGUUCUGGGAUUCAAGAUCACGGAAUCGCGCGAGCAUACUGGGACCGCCAGCGACAUCUGCAGGACUGGGCCUGGAUGGUCGACCUGAGGUUACGGCACUCAGCUUCCACAGCUCUGGUCUCAACCUUGCCACGGGCAACAGCAGAGGAAUUGUGCGGACAUACGAUUUAAGAUCUCCUGUACCACUACUGGAGAAGCACCAGGGCUACGACUACCCGAUACAGGAUCUUUUCUACCUGGACUCGCCCCAUGCUUCCACAAAGCUUCUCAGCUCGGAUAGAAAGGGGAUCAAGAUCUGGGACAAUGAGUCUGGCAACUACUGGACCGGUAUCGAGCCCGCUGUCGAUCUAAACAACGUCGAAUGGGUGAAGGAUUCUGGCAUGCUUCUUACAGCAAACGAAGGCAGACAACAGCAUUCAUUCUUCAUUCCACAGCUAGGUCCCGCUCCCAGAUGGUGUUCCUUCUUGGAUAACCUGGUCGAAGAAAUGGCUGAAGAUGCCGAUGACCCGAACGCCUUCAAGUCUUCCGGCACCGGCGCUGGUGAAGUGUACGACAACUACAAAUUCUUGGACAUGAAGCAACUGCGCGGGCUAUCAUUGGAUCAUCUCAUCGGUACGACGAAUCUUCUUCGGCCUUACAUGCACGGCUACUUUGUUGCACAGAAGCUAUACGAACAGGCUAAAUUGCUCGUGAACCCCGACAUUGCGGAACAACAGCGGCAGCGAAGUAUUCAAGAGAAGAUCGACAAGGAGCGGGAGAGCAGGAUUAGAGGAAGUAAAAAGAUGGCUGUCAAGGUCAAUAGGAAAUACGCGGAGAAGCUCGCCGCGCAAGAGGAAGCGCACGAGAGGAAGAAGGCACAGAGAGUACUUCGACAGGGCGGCGAUGAGCCUCGCAAGGAGAGUGACGGGACUGAAGGCGAAAAGAAGGCCGAGACGAAGCCACUGGUCGACCAGCGUUUCCGCGGCUUGUUUGAGAAUGAAGACUUCGAGAUUGACGAGACGAGUCGGGAGUUUGCCUUACACAAUCCAUCUUCAGUACCUUAUGCACCUACCGCGGCCAAGAAGCGCGGUCUCACGGCAGUUGAGGAAGAAGACCUGGACGAGAGGAGAGGAAGCGACGACUCCAACGAAGACGAAGAAUCCGACGAAGAGGAAGCCCAAAUUCAACAACGCCGCAAACCUGACGAACUUGAAUCUUCCAAGGGCCGAAUUGGCUCGACUUCCUACAAGAAGGGUGGUCACAGAUCCAAAGAACAAUGGGAGGCGCAGCGGAAUACCGGGCCUACUAUGCGUGUCUCCACGUCCACGCAAAAGAAAGUCCGACCUACUUCGUACAAUAAAUCCUUUGGCGAUCUUGCUUCCAGUAUACCGUCAAGACGGAGAUCAAAUGGUGCGGGGAGGAGCGACGACAAGCCGUUUGGGGAGAAGGAGGUUACAUUCGCGCCUUCGAAGCCGCAGAAGAAGCAGCAUCGGCGGCCGCAGCAAGAGACGGACGGUGGAGCUGAUGAUGGGAGAAAGGUCGGAAGAGGGAAAGAGAGGAGAAGCGCUAGUGGGAAUGUAUUCAGGAGGAUGUAA